AUGUCUUCAUUCACUUUCACCUCGCAGCCGCCCUUCAGCCCCAACUCUGCACCGGUAGCACUCUCCUUCCCACCCGACUGCGAGAACCGCGUCGCUGUCAUUACCUUCAACGCCCCUGAGAAGCUCAACGCGCUCGGCGGAGCCGACUACAAGGCCAUCACCGCCUGUCUCGAGUGGAUCGCCGUGCAGCCCGACAUCCUCGUCACCAUUUUCACCGGCAAGGGACGCUACUUUUCGGCCGGAGCUGAUGUCAAGGAUCCUUCGCGAAGCUUGCCCGUUGACGUCGCCAAGGCGGACCCCAACACUGCCGAGGGCAAAGCUCUGAUCGGCGACUUCUACGUGGCCAGGACGCAGAAUGGACAGGGAAAGCUGGCAGUUGCGCUAAGGAAUCAUCCCAAGAUCCUGAUCGCCGCCUUGAACGGUCCCGCAGUCGGGCUGUCAGCAGCCAUCCCGAGCCAUUGCGACCUAGUCUAUGCCUACGAUGACUUCUUCUUCUUCGUCCCCUUCAUGUCGCUCGCCCUCGUCGCUGAGGGUCUGACUUCCGUCACCUUCAUCAAGAGGAUGGGCCUCGGUCGCGCGACAGAAGCGUUGCUCGAGGGCCGAAAGAUGACAGCACCAGAACUCAAGGAGAGCGGCUUCAUCACCCGACUCUUCACCAAACCCGCUGGUUUCGAUGGCAAGGACAAGCUCGCCACCGCGCCCCUCUUCGACGACGUCCUCAAGCACGUGCAGGAGAAGUUCUUGCCGCCCAACGCAAGCCCCUUCUCGCUGCUCUACACCAAGAAGCUGCUCAACGACGCAGCGUACGCGUAUAGCGGCGUCGAUGGCGUCAACCAGGCCGAACUGAGAGGCGCGGAGAAGGUCUUCACAUCUGGCGCACCCCAACAACGCUUCGCAAGCAUUGCCGGCGGCGCACGUCACAAGCUCUAG
Molecule: messenger RNA, 930 nt
Organism: Kalmanozyma brasiliensis GHG001
Lineage: Eukaryota; Fungi; Basidiomycota; Ustilaginomycetes; Ustilaginales
Product: Crotonase superfamily
Exons: 1
Coding region: 1-930 (309 amino acids)
Biological process (GO): fatty acid beta-oxidation
Cellular component (GO): peroxisomal matrix
Source: RefSeq, a predicted model, not a curated record